Molecule: messenger RNA, 1366 nt
Organism: Bicyclus anynana (squinting bush brown)
Lineage: Eukaryota; Metazoa; Arthropoda; Insecta; Lepidoptera; Nymphalidae
Product: aquaporin AQPAe.a-like
Exons: 1
Coding region: 297-1082 (261 amino acids)
Biological process (GO): transmembrane transport
Cellular component (GO): plasma membrane
Molecular function (GO): water channel activity
Source: RefSeq, a predicted model, not a curated record
UAAACGUCGUACGAGGAAGGAAAAUGGUUGUACGUACACAGUUUGGUUGGCAGAUAACAUUGGCCUAUCUGUUUUAUUAUUUGAUUCUCGCCGCGAACGUUCAAGUCGUAUAAAGAUACAUCAAUAUCAAUAUUUUCACCUGAUCGCCGACGAAGAACAGUCGCCUGUCGCGUUCACCAGCGUGUUACAUUGCAUAAGUGAAUAACAAAAAUCAAUUGAGUGUAAAAUAAAAUGAUACAGCGUGAGUGACUUUAAAAACGAUUUUUUGUGAAUCUGUGUAGGAAAAUACCGCAAAAAUGACCAUCGUGAGAGAUCUGCCCGAACGGAUCGCACAACCUUCGUCAGUGAAGAAGAUAGUGAAAUGGUGGUCCAAAGAGUUCAAAGUUAUUUUGGCCGAGUUCGUAUCGACGACGUUGUUGGUGUUCUUGGGAUGUAUGGGUAACAUUCCGCUAGAUAAUUUCGAUAUACAUCCUCCGAUGUAUGGGCCAAUGACUUUUGGGUUCGUCGUUCUGUUCAAUAUCACGUCAUUUGGGCAUAUAUCUGGAGCUCACAUGAAUCCGUCGGUGACGCUGUCGGCCAUAAUAUGGGGGAGCGUGUCUCUCCCACUCGCAGUGAUGUACGUGGUAGCACAGUGCGGUGGCGCGAUGGUCGGUUAUGGCUUACUGCUGAGCAUUUCACCUAUAGAUUUGAUCCCGGGUAGCGUUUGUAUAACUCAGCCUCACAUAAAUCAGACGAUGUACCAAGCUCUGGUAACUGAAAUCAUACUGUCGGCUGCGUUAGGUUUCAUUAACUGUGCCGUUUGGGAUCCCGUGAACAAGGAGAAGCAAGAUGCGAUUCCUUUGAAGUUUGGUUUUACUAUUGCGGCGUUGUCGCUCGCAGGAGGGCCCUUAACCGGGGCGAGUAUGAACCCGGCGAGGUCCCUGGGACCCGCUGUGUGGACCGGUAAUUGGAACACGCAUUGGGUGUAUUGGCUGGGCCCAGCUCUUGGCGGUGCGAUUGCCCCACUACUGUAUAAGGUAGCUUGGCUCGAAAAAAAGGCCGAAAAGGAAUCCGAGGUGCAAUCCAUCAACGGUCAGUUGUAAUAUGUUUGUAUAACUUUAAAAAGAAUAAUAAAACGAAUUUAUAUUGUUUAGUUUUUACAUUAUGUUACAGCCCAAUUAUGAAAGGUGGACUUUAUUAACAUUUCUCUGCAUUGCCAAAGUAUUUUAGUGAAACGGCGGUAACCUUGAAGAUGUUUUCCGAGAUAUUUUUAUGUAAAACGUUUUUACUGUUAACUUAUUUUUAAUUUUAGCGAUUGUUCAGCUUUAGUCAUAUCAUAAAGAAUUACCUACCGGAUAAAGGUGAUUUAAUGUUUAUCUCCGAGUGC